CGUGCGCUUGAGUAUCACUUCCAGUUGAAAAUGUCGAUUUGGUUGGUAGCACUCCUGGCGUUGUUCGCCGCCUUGGCGCACGGCAAACCCGGAUAUGGGCCCGGGGAGCAGGACUGGGGCUACGUAGAUGUGCGUCCCGGUGCCCACAUGUUCUACUGGCUGUACUACACCACCGCCAAUGUUUCCAGCUAUACCGAAAGACCAUUAGCCAUUUGGCUCCAAGGAGGUCCUGGUGCCUCUUCGACGGGGUAUGGAAACUUUGAAGAACUUGGGCCCGUCGAUUUGUACGGAGAUUGGCGCAGCUGGACCUGGGUGAAGGACAUGAAUGUCCUCUUCAUAGACAACCCCGUAGGCAGUGGUUUUAGCUACGUGGACAACACGGCCUAUUACACGGCCACCAAUAAGGAGAUCGCUCUAGACUUGGUUGAGCUGAUGAAGGGAUUCUAUACCCUGCACCCGGAGUUCGAGGAGGUGCCGCUGCAUAUAUUCUGCGAAAGCUACGGUGGAAAGAUGGCGCUAAAAGGUCUGAAAUCUAUUGAAACAGUGAACGAAUUGCUGGAGAAGACUCCUCUGAAGGUCGGCGUAUUCUCCGGUGGCCUGGAUUUGAUUUGCGCCACACCGGGCACCGUCAACUGGAUAGCCAAGCUAGACUGGAGCCGCAGGGACGAGUACCUGGCUGCUCCACGCAACGCCAUCACGGUGGACCGCAUCUUGGAAGGCUAUCAAAAGACGGGCGGUAACUUCACCAUGUUCUGGAUCAACCGAAGUGGUCACAUGGCUCCGGCGGACAACCCUGCGGCUAUGAGUCAUGUACUUCGAGAGUUUACUUCAUUUGGGUAAAUUCAUUAAAAUUGAAUUAUAAUAAACUCAGUAUGCAAGCCAGUUGUAUACUAUAUGUGUCUAAAAAUA
Drosophila sechellia is the source of this 909-nucleotide messenger RNA. Its product is annotated as retinoid-inducible serine carboxypeptidase-like. Gene Ontology annotation, molecular function: serine-type carboxypeptidase activity. The record is from RefSeq and is a predicted model, not a curated record. NCBI's taxonomy places the organism in Eukaryota, Metazoa, Arthropoda, Insecta, Diptera, Drosophilidae. Gene Ontology annotation, biological process: proteolysis.